CCAAUAGUCUGGAGUCUACCGGAGAGACAGAAGAAGAAGUAGUCAUUGUUUUGGUCGACUGGUUUUGCUGCAGACUGAACGAAGAGAAAACACUUCGGACAGGGCGAUAAUAACGCACAUCUGUUGGAGCUUUUAUUGUUUGAAGCUACGAGAUCAGUCAGCAUGACAGCCAAGCACGGAUUGAUAACCGAUUCAUUCAAGGUGGUGAAGAAAGCUCGGAGGGCGAUGAAGCGAGAGAAGAAGCCUACUCCUCCUCCGCCACAGAAAGAGGCUGAAACUGAAACGGUCCGAGAGAAGGAUCUGCAGACGCUCAGACAGUUUGAUCUGGACUGGAGAUUUGGUCCCUGCACAGGUAUCAGCAGGUUGCAGAGAUGGGAGAGAGCAAAGCUUCAUGGUCUGAGCCCACCUGAGGAGAUCAGAUACCUGCUGCUGCAAACACACACUGACAAUGAGUACAACCAGAGCCUAUGGAGCGAUUAUCCUUUGUGAGGAAGACAUCACUGGAAGGAGAAAAAGAAUGCAGAUUCCAGCAAAAGUCAGGUUAAUGUAUAUGCACCUCUCAGAGGGAUUUACCUUCUUUAAGCCCUGAAAAGAUUGAAGAUGUUUAAAGGGAGAAACCUCAAGAAGAGCAACAGAGGAGGGGUCGCUCUUUCAGGAUGGAGACAGAAGAAUGACACAGCAUCCAUUUGUUGUUUUUUCUUGCAGUUGUACUACGUUGGCUUUUACACACAAUGUUUGUAUUAACAUUUUUUAAUUAAAAAAAUAAUUCUACCAAAAA
This is a messenger RNA of Sebastes umbrosus (honeycomb rockfish), 778 nucleotides long. It is a transcript of the gene pold4, whose product is annotated as DNA polymerase delta 4, accessory subunit. The coding region runs from base 163 to 489 and encodes 108 amino acids. The record is from RefSeq and is a predicted model, not a curated record. Gene Ontology annotation, cellular component: delta DNA polymerase complex. Gene Ontology annotation, molecular function: DNA-directed DNA polymerase activity. Gene Ontology annotation, biological process: DNA-templated DNA replication; DNA synthesis involved in DNA repair. The transcript is spliced from 5 exons. Lineage: Eukaryota; Metazoa; Chordata; Actinopteri; Perciformes; Sebastidae.